CAUUUCCCUUCACGCACUUCGGCUACCGCGCAAGCGCAGAUCGGUUUAUUUAGUAUACAGACAUCCGGAAGCUCCACUCCGAAACUGACCGAACGGGAUAGUACUCGGUGUGAUGGAGAGGUGAUGUGCCAAUCAGAGGAGUGAUAAGGCCAGGGCAGCCAUGACUGAGUGCUUCCUGCCCCCCAGCAGCAGCCCUGCAGAGCAGCGCCGGGCGGAGCACCCGGGGGGUGUGGCCCGCACCCCCAGCUCUGAGGAGAUCAGCCCCACCAAGUUCCCCGGCUUGUACCGCACCGGGGAACCGUCGCCACCUCACGACGGCCACCACCAUGAGGCACCGGACGCCUACGUCUCAGACGAUGACAAAGAACACAGCAAGAAGAAGAACAAGUUCAAGAAGAAGGAGAAACGUACGGAAGGUUACGCUGCCUUCCAGGAGGACAGUUCAGCGGACGAAGCAGAGAGCCCAUCCAAGAUGAAGCGCUCCAAGGGAAUCCAUGUGUUCAAGAAGCCCAGCUUCUCCAAGAAGAAGGAAAAGGACUUCAAGGUGAAGGAGAAGGGCCCCAAAGAGGAAAAGGCCAAGGAUAAGAAAUCUAAAGACCUGACGGCUGCAGACGUGGUUAAACAGUGGAAGGAGAAGAAGAAGAAGAACAAGAAACCAACAACAGAGGCAGAGCCAGUCCCAGUGGAGAUCCCCACCUUCAGGCCCAUCUUUGGAGCACCUCUGGCUGAAGCUGUGAAGAGGACAGCUCUGUAUGACGGUAUCCAGCUGCCAGCCGUCUUCAGAGAAUGUGUGGACUACAUUGAAAGUUAUGGCAUGAAGUGUGAAGGCAUCUAUCGGGUCUCAGGUAUGAAGUCCAAGGUGGAUGAAUUGAAAGCAGCAUAUGACCGUGAGGAGUGUCCCUGCCUGGAGGAGUACGACCCCCAUACGGUUGCCAGCCUGCUGAAGCAGUACCUACGCGAGCUGCCUGAGAACCUGCUGGGCCGAGAUCUGGCCCAGCGCUUCGAGGACGCCUGCGGGCGCCAGGUGGAGGCCGAGAAGGUGACGGAGUUCCAGAGGCUGCUGGCUGAGGUGCCGGCGGAGAGCCGACUUAUUCUCUCCUGGGUCGUCACGCACAUGGACCACGUCAUCGUCAGGGAGGCGGACACCAAGAUGAAUAUUCAGAAUAUCUCCAUCGUCCUCAACCCAACCAUACAGAUUGGGAACCGUGUUCUUUACAUGUUCUUCACACAUGUGAGGGAGCUGUUUGGAGACGUAGUCCUGAAGCCCGUGGUGCGGCCACUCCGCUGGUCCAACAUGGCGACGAUGCCGGCGCUGCCCGAGACUCAGGAGAGCAUCAAAGAGGAGAUCCGACGACAGGAGUUCCUGCUGAACUGCCUGCACAGGGACCUGCAGGCAGGGGUGAAGGACUUAUCUAAAGAGGAGAGGCUCUGGGAGGUUCAGAGAAUCCUGACCGCUCUAAAACGCAAACUGCGGGAAGCCAAACGUCAGGAGUGUGAGAGUAAGAUAGCCCAGGAGAUAGCAAGCCUCUCAAAGGAAGAUGUUUCAAAAGAGGAAAUGACUGAGAAUGAAGAGGAAGUCAUCAACCUCCUCUUAGCGCAGGAAAAUGAGAUCCUAACAGAGCAGGAGGAGCUGAUCUCUCUUGAGCAGGUGCUCCGCAGACAGAUUGCUACUGAGAAGGAAGAAAUUGAGAGACUGCGAGCGGAGAUUGCAGACAUACAGAGUCGGCAGCAGGGUCGCAGUGAGACAGAGGAGUAUUCAUCAGAUAGUGAAAGUGAGAGUGAAGAUGAGGAAGAGCUGCAGAUGAUUCUUGAAGACCUGCAGAAACAAAACGAGGAACUGGAGAACAAAAACACCCACCUGAACCAGGCCAUCCACGAGGAGCAGGAAGCCAUCCUGGAGCUCCGCGUCCAGCUCCGCCUCCUGCAGAGCCACAAACUGCAGCAGGAAAUGACCGUCCAGCCGCCGCCCGAGCAGGCCCCGCCCCCACAACCUAGCCCGGAGCCCCGCAGCGAGGAGCAACCCAAACGCUUGGUUGCCACAGUGGCCGCUUGUGCAGACACUGCUGCCGCGGCCAAUGGGAAGGCAGCUAAGGAUCCUUCGAAGCCCUCACCGAACAAAGACAGGAGAGACACCAACAUGUGAGAUGUCAUCUCAGUGAUGUAUUUGGUGGCUCUGUGCUGCUGUACGUCUCCACCGCUGGUCAGUUGUCCCGUAGUGUCGCUCGUUAUCCACUGGAGAUUUCACUUUGCUGGAUCCAUGGGUUCAUUAGUAGUUGUGUCCGUCAAUAGGCAGCCACGGACAAAUCUGUUUUUGCGUUCUGACUCUUUUAGCAGAAAUCAAACGCGUUGAUUCCCAUUUUUCCCACACAAACCACAAAAAAAAAACUAGAAAUAGAGUUGUAGCGGACAACUGGGUGCUGCUGUGAGAGACUAGGUGGACCUUUAAUCAAAAUCCACGGUGCCAUGCCUGUAUGAAGGAAGGAGGAGGUGGGGGGAUGAAUAGAUUUAUAAAGAAAGUAAGGGGAUGGAGGAGAAAGUAGGCGCGUUGCCAGUCUAUGUCAUAAAGUUUAUUUUUUGCUGGUAAGGGCUCAAGAAAUGAGCACUGACCAGAUAUAAUCUCAGUCCCUGUAUCUCACUAUGUCCCUUACCUAGAUGCAAAUUUGACAUGUUAGGAUAGAGACCACUGUGCCAUAACUGAAGGUGCCAGACUGGAUACGUUUCCCCAGAGAACCACUAAUACAAAAGCUCUUUGAAUAAUGAAGAAUUUAUGAUUGGUCUAUCUAUAUAUUAUAUAUUUAAGUCGGCUAUUCGAGAGAUACAUUGAUUUUAAAUUUCAGCUUUUUAUUAAUAUAUGAAUAUAUGUAUAAAUAUAUUGUAGAUGCUUUCUUUUCUUUGAACAGCAGAUGCACAUAAAAAGAUAGUGGGCGUUGUACCUCGCGACUGACCAGUGGAUGAAAACAUGAACGGACAACAAAUACACAACAAAAGUAUAUUCAUCACUGCGAAAUGUAGAUAAAUAAAAAUGAAGCUGGAGGCAGCGUUGUUACAGUCGCUCUGUGAAACCACACGUUGCUCUGUAGUGCAAUCAUCUUCUCUGUUAUCUCACUAUCGCACAAACAACAGAAAUGUGGGGGAAGAAGAAACAUUUCUCCAUUUUAAUGAUGGAAUAACAAAAUGUAGGGUAAGUAACAACUAGAAGUAACAACUGUAGUGAUGAUUAUCGUCGCCGAACAUGUGUGCGGAGACACGCAGGAGGCUUGUUUUUUUUGUUUUGUUGUGUAUUUGUGUAUCUUAACUCUCGAUGUGUGGAGUUAAUGUUCAUGGCAUCAGUUGGAAGUGAGUAAAAAACAAACACAAGAUUACAAAUCAAUCAUUUCAUUUCACAAUUGAUUCAUGACUUUUGCAAAGUACUGUCAUUGUUCAGUGAUAUUUAAAGCAAGGGCAUGGCCUGGCUUACUUACCAUUUGUGUAUAUUAUUGUAAAAUUGCAAACAUACUGUAUUUUCAGCCCCUAUGUGUUAUCAUGUUUCUUUUUUUAUUAUUAUUAUUAUUAAUGACCUGUAUGGAGUAUGCUAGUGUGACUGCCCCUGCUUUUGGUCACGGGGCAAAUCAAAGCAAUCUCAUCUGGACUCAUGAUUCAACCUGUUUAUUAAUCCUGUGACUGAAACAGAUAAAAUGCUAGAUUGGACUCAGAAGCUUCUCAUAAGGUUAUUUUCAUAUUGUUACAAGCUUUUGUAGCUUAUUGUUGCAGACAGAAUAAUGCUGUGAAGAAAUAAAGUGUCGAAUCAAAAUAA
Molecule: messenger RNA, 3793 nt
Organism: Morone saxatilis (striped sea-bass)
Lineage: Eukaryota; Metazoa; Chordata; Actinopteri; Moronidae
Gene: ralbp1
Product: ralA binding protein 1
Exons: 10
Coding region: 161-2143 (660 amino acids)
Biological process (GO): small GTPase-mediated signal transduction; positive regulation of GTPase activity; endocytosis
Cellular component (GO): membrane
Molecular function (GO): small GTPase binding; GTPase activator activity
Source: RefSeq, a predicted model, not a curated record